GCUGGAGCGCAAAAUGGUGCUGGUGACAAACCGGAGAAAGUGAUAAAGAACGUGGGAAUCGUGCAAAAAUCACGUCUUCCUCGAAGCGGAACGCAACAAGCUGUGGCAACCGUCGCGGUAUCCCGUCAGCCCGCUGUCGCUGCCUUCGAAAUGCGGAUCCGUGACGGUAGACGGUGUUAAAAGUUUGAAAUUAAAUUAACCGGAAAAGAGGGAGAAAAACGUCUAACGCCUCGGGCGAGGAUCGGUCUUUAGGUGAUGCUGGCCACGUGGUGUGACUGUGGGCUCUUGUGUGUGAAUAUUAGGAUCAGAUUGCCCUCGAUUCGUUUCUCUAUUAGGGGUGUCUGUGAAACAUUGCCACGGAAUUGGGGGAAAAUUGAAGCCCGGAAACAUCUGUGAGCCUCUCUUCUUUCGUGAUAUUAAAUUUGCGCAACAAACCAACGGGUUCGACUGUUUUCUUACAAUACAGCGGAAUCAAUAUUACGGCAUGAACAAUCAUCAAACGGCCUUUAAAUGACACAGAGUUUUGCGCCGAUACACCCAAGCUUCUCGUUGCUGACGUGGCACAAAUCAUAGAAUCGUGUUGGGGAUGAAAACAUUGAUCAAGAUCGAACACCGACAGCAAAAGGAUGCAGCAACAAGAGAAGCGGCGCGAGCUGCGCUUAAAACGUUUUUGGCGUACCACAACCAAACCGCCGACCUCGUCCGAAGAGUCCGGCGGAUGCGAAAGUCCUACAAAACUAGGACGAAAAGCCUUUCAGCAACCAUUCGGUGGCACCCCGGCCACAACCAGCAGCAGUAGCGAAAGUCCCCCGAAACAUCCAGUCUGUUCGCUACCUUUGCUGCAGGUUUGGCCAAGCCAAGACUCACCGCGUGGUGAGGCCGACGGCCAAAGCUUCGUCUUUCCUAUCGUAACGGAUGAUCAGCAAAACAAUGGACGACGGAAUUCGCUGUUUGUUGAUCAGCUACACGCGGGGGACAGUGGCAUCGACUCCGUACAAGCGUCUCCGUCUCCGAUCGCGAUGCCAUGCCAUCCGCUCGUCGUCUCCAAUGCCAUCUCGCCAAGUGCAUCGCCGGCUGGCUCUCCGACACCAUCGGUGGAAAGGGCCAACAGACGGCCCUCUACCUCGUUGCUGCAUCCGGACCACGCACGAAUCUUUGCGCUGCGUGCUCCCACAUCUCCGGACCAAGUGAGCCUGGCCAGCUUGCCGUUAUUCGACUGUCACAGGGCAUCCUCUUCUACAACUACCCAUCCUUUCCAGACUUCCUUAGAGGACAACACGGAAUUCAACGGACCUAGUACCAGCAACCAACUCUGUACAGCCAGCUCCAGUACUACUUCAUCGCUCACUUCGGUAGCUGUUGCCACGCUAGGGCAUCAUCCACAAAGGUCAUCCGAUCCCUGGCUAAGACCGGAACGCGACAAAGAUAAUCCUGAGCUAGAUCAAAGGCGUGCCUCAAUGAUGACCGCACGGCUGUCCCUGUUCGAUGCCCUUGAUCUGGAGUACGCCCUGUUGAGGGCAGCGGCUCGUGGAUCCGUCGGUCCUUACUCGCUCAGCGAGUCUCUCCACAAGCUCACCUUCACGCAAUCGCUCGCUUUCCCAGCGUUGGCCCGCGGUCUCGCCACCAAACGGCGCAACUCGACCGAGCAGAGCUCUUCCCGGCCACUAAACCCCAACGAGUCGGGUCUGAACACGUUCGCAAAGGUCGUGACGGCUUGUGUUCUAGUGAUGGUUAGCUUUCUGGUGUUUCUCGUGGUGUACAAGUACGUACGGACGUGAGGGUUACUCCUGGCCCCGACCGAGGUGGCCACAAUUCAGGCGACCACAACCAUCGCCACGACGUUGCACCAGCAGCUCGUGAACAAAACGAUGGUGUCGGGGUUCAGGAAGCUGUUUAACAUUCAACAAACCUAGUGCCCGCUCCCGCAACGGAGCAACGGGAACGAACAGUGGAGGCCGUAGGUCGGGAGUAGUGCCAGAAGGCUGGCCCCAUUUUCAUGUGCUGUGCAUUGUAGUGUAAUCGAAUCAUCAUCGACACGAGACAAUUAAUCCGCUUAAGACAAAUCGAAGAAAUGGUGCCGUACACCUUACGCGUGAAUGCGAAUCCCUUUACGGAUACAGUUGCAGCAAGCAGCUAGCAGCUGAAGCAGGCUGUGGAACCGAUGCGAAUGUGCAUACGAAUGUGAACCAC
This is a messenger RNA of Anopheles aquasalis, 2190 nucleotides long. RefSeq lists its product as uncharacterized. The record is from RefSeq and is a predicted model, not a curated record. NCBI's taxonomy places the organism in Eukaryota, Metazoa, Arthropoda, Insecta, Diptera, Culicidae.